UUUGAUUUUACAGAAUGGGAAGCCUAUGAGCACCUAUCACAGCUGUAGUAUUGGUUGUCACAGCACCUGCUGAUGCUCAAAUAGUUGCGGCAAAGAAAGUUAUCAUCUUUUCACAUUACCAGCAGUCAUGUGCAACAGGAUGAUACGCAAGAGAAAAGGCGCUGGUGUUUACCUGGCUGCAGCUGUUAUUCUGACGUGUUAUUUUGCGCAAACUUUAGACUGUUAUCGUCUGAAGAAAACAGAAAGACGAGAAGGGAGAAAAGAUGCCGAUGCAACAAAUGGGUUCCAAGAGGGGACAAUUGUUUUCGGGAGAGCUUUUGAAAAAGGGUCAGGUCUUGAUUCUCAAGUCACAGACGGGACCAAUAAAUCAUCCUCAAACGCUUAUGAGGAGGAUGAAGGUGAUUAUCAAGCAGACGCUGCAGGUGGGAUGAGCCCAACACAAGUGGCCAGUCCCCAAGACUCAUCAUGGAAGAGCAUGUCGCCCUCACUGCAGUGUGGUUCGGGCCAGUUGAAGUUCAGAGCGGUGGAACCAGGAGCAUCACAAUUUGCAGUAGAACAAGGAAAUGCACCUCCAAUGCCUCUGUCCCAGGUCCCGUCUACCUGUGGCUACAGCAUGCAGAGGAACUCACAUGCACUUGUCAUGUUGGUUCCCUAUGAUGGCUGCAACAUGGUUCAAGAGGGUGGAAGUUAUGUACUCCCGAUGCGUUGGCAAGGAAUUCCAGUAUCUCUCUGGUGUUCCAAACCUGCCUCAACUCCUGCUUCCAAAACGACUUCCCCCAAUUCCCCUGUAGCUCAGAUGCCUCAAUACCCUCAGAUUCCUCAAUUCCCUGAUAUACCACAGAUGCCUCAAUUCCCUGAGAUGCCUCAAUUCCCUGAGAUGCCUCAGAUGCCUCAAUUCCCUGAUAUACCUCAGAUGCCUCAAUUCCCUGAGAUGCCACAAAACCCUGGGAGGCCUCAAUUCCCUGGGAGGCCUCAAUUCCCUGGAAGGCCUCAAUUCCCUGAAAGGCCUCAAUUCCCUGGGAGGCCUCAAUUCCCUGGAAGGCCUCAAUUCCCUGGAAGGCCUCAAUUCCCUGGAAGGCCUCAAUUCCCUGGGAGGCCUCAAUUCCCUGGGAGGCUUCAAUUCCCUGGGAGGCCUCAAUUCCCUGAGAGGCCUCAAAACCCUGAAAGGCCUCAAAAUCCUCAAAACCCUGAGAUGCCUCAAUUCCCUCAAAACCCUGAGAUGUCUCAAUUCCCUCAGAUGCUUCAAUUCCAUCAAAACCCUGAGAUGCCUCAAAUCCCUCAAAACCCUGAGAUGCCUCAAUUCCCUCAAAACCCUGAGAAGCCUCAAAACCCUGAGAAGCCUCAAAACCCUGAGAAGCCUCAAAACCCUGAGAAGCCUCAAAACCCUCAGAUGCCGUUUCCACAAUAUAUGCCGAUGUAUCCUGCGUUUAAUCCUCUUUAUCCUCCCAAAUAUCCAGCUACAAAGCCAAAACCUACUGCGACAACACCAACUACAACUAAACCAAAGGCUAAAAAUCCCUCAUCGCAGCUUCCACCAUCUAUGCCUUACUAUCAUCUUUACCCUAUGUCCCCUCCCUAUCCCCAAUAUCCAGCCACUCCAGCUACCACUGUGAAAACAGAUUGCCCGCCCACUCCGGCACCCCCAUCCUCCUUUUCAUCCCCAUACCUCACAGCUGCUUUUGAUACGAUUGACCACUCCAUCCUUAUCUCUCGUCUAGAGCACUGUGUGGGUAUCAUGGGCACUGCCUUAGAGUGGUUCAGGUCCUAUCUGUCCAAGAGAUCUUUCUCUGUUACGCUUGAAAACAUGGCGUCUCCUACCACCUUUAUGCGGACGACUCCCAAUUAUAUCUACCCCUAA
Gymnodraco acuticeps is the source of this 1858-nucleotide messenger RNA. Its product is annotated as sporozoite surface protein 2-like. The coding region runs from base 128 to 1858 and encodes 576 amino acids. NCBI's taxonomy places the organism in Eukaryota, Metazoa, Chordata, Actinopteri, Perciformes, Bathydraconidae. The transcript has 6 exons. The record is from RefSeq and is a predicted model, not a curated record.